This is a messenger RNA of Urocitellus parryii (Arctic ground squirrel), 1469 nucleotides long. RefSeq names its product coiled-coil domain containing 90B (gene Ccdc90b). The record is from RefSeq and is a predicted model, not a curated record. Lineage: Eukaryota; Metazoa; Chordata; Mammalia; Rodentia; Sciuridae. Gene Ontology annotation, cellular component: mitochondrion.
GUUGGGUCGGCCACCAUUCCGCAGGGCGUAAUGGCCGCCGCCCAUAUGUGGGGAGACUGCUGUUGGAUUAUAUUUGAUGUCAAAAAACAGGUGCCAGAAUGUUCUCCGAGAUCCCGUUUUCUUAGGGCGGUGAAGGCAUACAUAGGUUGGGACGAAGUGAUGGGAAAAGUAGGGCCUCUGAACUAUGCUAGUGGAUUGUAGGUCCGACUGGGGGAAAAAACACCCUUCGCGGGAUCCAGGUUCGAAUACCCGAAGGGCGUGACAGACCGGAAACUACAUUUCCCAGCAUUCUUGCGGUACCAGAACUAUUCCCGAAAGCCUAAGCGAGCUCCAGCCGGUUUUCCGCUUCUUCUGGCCUACCGGACAUCUCUGGAACAUGAGGAGUCGCUGCAUUUGGCGGCUCCUGCGGUCUGGAGGCAGCGGGGGCCACUGGGUUUCAACUCCCCGCGGGCGUUUCUCGCCGGCCCUGCGGAGAGAUUUCUUGACCACCACAACCAAAGAAGGAUAUGACAGAAGGCCAGUGGACAUAACUCCUUUAGAACAAAGGAAAUUAACUUUUGAUACCCAUGCAUUGGUUCAGGACUUGGAAACUCACGGUUUUGACAAAGCACAAGCAGAAACAAUUGUAUCAGUAUUAACCACUUUAUCAAAUGUCAGCCUGGAUACUAUCUAUAAAGAGAUGGUCACUCAAGCUCAACAGGAAAUAACAGUACAACAGCUAAUGGCUCAUUUGGAUUCCAUCAGGAAAGAUAUGGUCAUCCUAGAGAAAAGUGAAUUUGCAAAUCUGAGAGCUGAGAAUGAGAAAAUGAAAAUUGAAUUAGACCAAGUUAAACACCAACUAAUGAAUGAAACCAGUAGAAUCAGAGCAGAUAAUAAAUUGGACAUCAACCUGGAAAGGAGCAGGGUAACAGAUAUGUUUACAGAUCAAGAAAAGCAACUUAUGGAAACAACCACAGAAUUUACCAGAAAGGAUACUCAAACCAAAAGUGUUAUUUCAGAAACCAGUAAUAAAAUUGACACUGAAAUUGCUUCCUUAAAAACACUGAUGGAGUCUAAUAAACUGGAGACAAUUCGUUAUCUUGCAGCCUCAGUGUUCACUUGUCUUGCAAUAGCAUUGGGAUUUUAUAGAUUCUGGAAGUAUUACUAACUAUCCUACUGUUGGCUGCUAUUGACUUCAUAGAAUACUACACCGGGAGUCUCUUUGAACAUUUUCAGUUGCUGCAGAAAAUUUACAACAACAUUAUUCAAAGUAUGCAUGGACUAAAGAGAAGUAUUUUAAGUAUUUUAUCUUUAUUUUAUGUGUCUGUAUUUUAUUCGUUUGAAAAGCUAUCAUCCAAACCCUGAUUUAUUUGCGAUAGAAGGGCAUUUUGUCCUCAUCCUUUUGAUAGUUCAUAGAAACUGAACUAAAAAUUUUCUUGUAUUUGCUUCAAGAAUUUUAUAAAUCAAAUAGAAUUUUGUUGGUAUGUACU